Rangifer tarandus platyrhynchus (Svalbard reindeer) is the source of this 660-nucleotide messenger RNA. The record is from the annotation of a GenBank genome assembly. NCBI's taxonomy places the organism in Eukaryota, Metazoa, Chordata, Mammalia, Artiodactyla, Cervidae.
AUGUCUCAAGGGUUACCUGGAGACAAAGAGAGGUACCGCUGCCUGAAGAGCUGGCUCUGCAGCCAGAAGGUUUCCCGACGACGACGUCAAGAAAAACCAGACCCUGCCUCGCCCUCCCACCGCGUCAAGGUGGAAGCAGGUGGACGUCUGCCACGUCUCACCAGAAAAACUCCCUCUCCUGGUGCCCUCCCCCGCCAAGGGGCAACGAGUGCUGCGUUUUGGGAUGGUGGCGUGGCAGCGCCCCGCGCUCCGACGGGACGCGCGCGGCGGAGGGUCCACAAGGUACUCAAGCUGGGAAGGAAUCCCGCCUCCCGACACUCCCGCCGCAGAGGACGGCGGAUGAGAGGAAGGGGCUCAGGCCUCCAAACCCUGUCCCGGGUAGUGAUGCCGGGGCCAGCUCUGGGCGGGGGCUCUUGGAAGUGGCCCCUUUCCAGCCCGCAGGACAAGGAGACCAUCUGGUCACUCGGGUCCUCCCCAGGUCCCGCCAGAAGUCAGGCUCUCCUGCGGAGUAAGGGAGGAGCUCGGCGCUCGACUCCCCGCGCCUUGCAGCGGCCGGGCUCUGCGCUCGAGGCAUCGCGCCUGGCCCCGCCCCGGGCGGCGACGCGCACUCGGCGGCGGCGCGCACUCGGCGGCGGCGGCCCCAGGUCUCAGGCGCUGUGA